Messenger RNA from Aspergillus mulundensis, 996 nucleotides. RefSeq names its product thiamine thiazole synthase (gene thiA). The coding region runs from base 1 to 996 and encodes 331 amino acids. The record is from RefSeq and is a predicted model, not a curated record. Gene Ontology annotation, biological process: thiamine biosynthetic process. Lineage: Eukaryota; Fungi; Ascomycota; Eurotiomycetes; Eurotiales; Aspergillaceae. The transcript is spliced from 2 exons.
AUGUCUCCCCCAGCUGCCCUCUUCGAGCCUACUGUUGCCCCCACCGGCAUCAAGGGCAAGGUCAUGGUCCCUGAGACUACAGCCGAUGCCAAUAGCUCGCAGACCAAGCUGCUCGACACCUUCGGCGGCAAGUGGGACGACUUCAAGUUUGCUCCCAUCCGUGAGAGCCACGUCUCUCGCGCCAUGACCCGCCGCUAUUUCCAGGACUUGGACCGAUAUGCCGAGAGCGAUGUUGUCAUUGUUGGCGCUGGCUCGUGCGGUCUCAGCACUGCGUAUGUUCUGGCUAAGGCUCGUCCGGACUUGAAGAUUGCUAUCAUUGAGGCUUCUGUCUCCCCAGGUGGUGGUGCUUGGCUUGGAGGCCAGCUUUUCUCCGCGAUGGUCAUGCGCCGCCCUGCUGAGCUCUUCCUGAACGAGCUUGGCGUGCCCUAUGAGGAAGAUCCCGACAUGCCCAACUACGUGGUCGUCAAGCACGCCUCCCUGUUCACCUCGACCCUCCUCUCGAAGGUCCUUCAAUUCCCCAACGUCAAGCUCUUCAACGCCACCUGCGUUGAGGACCUCGUGACUCGCCCCGGUCCCAACGGCAACGCCGAGGAAGUCCAGAUCGCCGGUGUCGUCACCAACUGGACGCUUGUCACCCUCCACCAUGACGACCACUCCUGCAUGGACCCCAACACCAUCAAUGCCCCGGUUAUCAUCAGUACAACCGGCCAUGAUGGCCCCUUCGGUGCUUUCUGCGCAAAGCGUCUCGUCUCCAUGACCACCAUCGACAAGCUCGGUGGCAUGCGUGGCCUCGACAUGAACUCUGCUGAGGAUGCUAUCGUCAAGAACACCCGUGAGGUCGCCAAGGGUCUCAUCAUUGGCGGAAUGGAACUGUCUGAGAUUGAUGGCUUCAACCGCAUGGGACCAACUUUCGGUGCCAUGGUUCUUAGUGGUGUCAAGGCCGCUGAGGAAGCCUUGAAGGUCUUCGACGACCGCAAGCGCGAGUGUGCUGAGUAA